Molecule: messenger RNA, 294 nt
Organism: Microthlaspi erraticum
Lineage: Eukaryota; Viridiplantae; Streptophyta; Magnoliopsida; Brassicales; Brassicaceae
Source: the annotation of a GenBank genome assembly
AUGCCUCAUACCACCGGUUCUGCGGCAGAGCUUCCCUUGCCUCGGAAGAGUACCCACACGAACCUUGAAAGAUCUGGCGGCUCAGCCGUCCGUGAUCUUUCCACAUCGGAGUCAUACUCAACAUAUGGGCCUUACGCACCACCAUGUUACCCAUCACAAUCUUACACAGAAAAGAGAUCUGUUGGCAUAUCCUUCCCGGAAGGUUACCCAACACAACCUCACACACAAAAGAGAUCUGGCGGCCUAACCUUCCCCGAAGGUUACCCGACACAACCUCACAACACAAGAGAUUGA